GACACACACGUGAUCGACCGCGCCAAUGCGCAGCCAAAGCAAGAGCUUGUAAAUUUCAAGCCUUGUGUCAGUUUCAGCCCGGAGUCCGGAGCACUCAGGAAAUCCACAAGCAGAACUGCAAACGGAGACAACUUUUUCUUGGUUUUUUUAAUUUUCUUUUUCCUCACCCCCUCCCUUAUAAAUCGCUGUAUUUUUUAAAAAAAAAAAUAUUGUUGGAGAGAGGUAUUAAGUUAGUGAAAGGCAGCUGGGAAAGAGAGACAGACAAACAGACGCACGUACAAGUCAAAGCAAAGAGAAAGAAAGAGAGGAGACUGGAACGGAUUAGAGACACUGCAUGUGUAUCUAUAACCGCUGAAAGGAAGAAGGGAAAACGAAGGAAGAGAGCUAUCUCGACAAUCAUCAGAAUCGCCGGAUUAAGGGCUUGGAUUAAACUGUGGCCCCAAAAAAGCCAAGGAAGGAACAAGAAGCGAACGCUUGGGUUACAUUUUAAUGGAUGCAUAUUCUUGGCUACAUUUUCCCUACUUUAUGCCGGUGGGUUACAAUGCAUGAUUGUAUCUGUGACCCAUCCCCCCGUAUUUAAUUGCAGUAUUGUUAAAACCAAUUUAACCGGAUCUUUUAUUUUUUAACCUGCCUAAAGAUAAGGGGCUGGCGUAUGCUACAGAUUUGUGCGGCUGUUACUGUGUUGUUGCCAUCAAGAACAGGCUGGAUUCAUGUUUUGCGGAUAUGUUUUUUCUGUACCUGGCUGGGUUUUAGCGAAUUUCUCUCUGGCGGAUCGUCGUCUCGUAUGUUCAGGACGAAACGAUCGGGUCUGGUGCGGCGACUUUGGCGAAGCCGUGCAUUGGGAGAAGCAGACGGCCAGACGGAUAAAGAGGGCGAUGCAAGCCGAGGAGGGGGAAGAGGAGGGGGGGGAGGUGGAGGUGACGGAGGCAGUAGCAGCGGCGGCGGAGCCGGGGGAUGCUGCGGGGCUAAAGCAUCCAAAGCGAGCACCUCGGACCCCGAGUUAAAAGCCCUCACGCACUCGCUGCUGAGGAAGCUGAAAGAGAAACAGUUGGAAUUAUUACUGCAAUCUGUGGAGAGUAAAGGGGGAGCUCGCACUGGAUGCCUCCUUUUGCCCAAGAUGAUUGAGCCCAAACUAAGCAAACAAACUUACUCCUUGCCGGUACUGAUCUGCAAAGUCUUCCGCUGGGCUGACCUGAGGAACUCUUCCGAACUGAAAAGACUUUAUUGCUGUCAAUCGUACGGAACGAAUAACCCGGAUUCCGUCUGUUGUAACCCGCACCACCUUAGCAGACUCUGUGAACUCGAGUCACCCCCGCCUCCCUAUUCUAGAUUUCCAAUGGACUCAUUUAAGCAGCCUGCAGACUCACCAGACUCUGUGCCUCCCUCAACUGAAACUGGGGGAUCUAAUUAUAUGGCCCCUGGGGGGCUUUCAG
Rhincodon typus (whale shark) is the source of this 1433-nucleotide messenger RNA. RefSeq names its product mothers against decapentaplegic homolog 7. The record is from RefSeq and is a predicted model, not a curated record. The transcript is spliced from 3 exons. Lineage: Eukaryota; Metazoa; Chordata; Chondrichthyes; Orectolobiformes; Rhincodontidae. Gene Ontology annotation, cellular component: heteromeric SMAD protein complex. Gene Ontology annotation, molecular function: I-SMAD binding; transcription regulator inhibitor activity. The annotation marks the transcript as partial. Gene Ontology annotation, biological process: regulation of transcription by RNA polymerase II; cell differentiation; transforming growth factor beta receptor signaling pathway.